Messenger RNA from Diaporthe batatas, 1092 nucleotides. RefSeq lists its product as uncharacterized. Lineage: Eukaryota; Fungi; Ascomycota; Sordariomycetes; Diaporthales; Diaporthaceae. The record is from RefSeq and is a predicted model, not a curated record. The transcript is spliced from 2 exons. The coding region runs from base 59 to 826 and encodes 255 amino acids.
UAAAAUUCGGGUGAGCUGGCAAUCUCGCAUUCAUCCCUCAAGAGCCAAUCAUCCGAACAUGGGAGCCAAGAUCGAUUCUGUAAGCCAUGGGCUUGAUUUCUCCAUAUCGAUGACAGCAUUUGGUAUUUCCUUGACUGCUUUCGUCGCGAAUCAUCGACAAAAGCUAUGGUACAAAGGCGGCAUUGAGGGCUGGAAUUCCAGCCCAAGCGAGCGAAUUCACUGCGAUUUGCCCGGAAACUGCCACGAGUUGCCUGAGCCGCUUGUCUGGUCUCAACAACUCACUCAAGCCACGCUUGCAAUUGCCCUAUUGUCUUUGAUUCUGUUCAUCACCCGCAUCGUCUUGAGGAUUUCUGGACAGUUGUCACGAACGGUAUCAAUUAUAUACGAUAGCAUUCUUUCAUUCUUCUGGGUCCGCGUUCUCCUAUCACAGGCAUCGGGCGAUCUGUCAGACCCGCGGCAUCCAAGCACUUGGCCAUGGUAUUUGACGCGAACAUGCCCGACGGAUACAGCUGCCGCAUGCAUUACCACCCAGGCCGGCUUUGCCAUAUCGGUCCUCGCGACUGUCUUCUAUGGCGGACGACUUAUGGCUUCUGCUGUAGGAAUUGCAGGGUUGUCAUUCAAGCCUAAAGAGGAUGGAUAUCGAAGCGUUGCCUUGAUCCCAAACUUGUUCGAUCAAGAGAAUGGCCUCUGCCCAGAUUGCGCUGCGGCGCUUGAAAAGGAACGGUAUCGAUACCAUUAUGGUGAGGCUUUGAGCCCUGUACUUGCCUUCUUCCCAAAUGAUGAGUAUCUCGUUGCACGCGAAGCAAGUUCAAUAUUUUCAACAUAGAGUUUUGAAAGAGUAAAGGUCUUCUGCAUUGUCAAAUGCAAUCUGGGUGUGGUACGCAGUUGAGGUUUACCCUGGAGUGGAGGCUUUUCGAUACCAAGCAGCGGUGCGAGGGCCGAAUGGCUGAGAGGAGCUUGGAGUUGUUAUGUUUUGAAAGGAACAUCAAAAUGAGAACCAAGAAGACCGAAUGUGACUUACUUUAUGAACUAGUAGAAUGAUUACACUGGAUAAUGCCAGAAUCCUUACCGUGGAUUAACCCUCUGUUUUAA